Molecule: messenger RNA, 1269 nt
Organism: Rhineura floridana
Lineage: Eukaryota; Metazoa; Chordata; Lepidosauria; Squamata; Rhineuridae
Gene: SOX15
Product: SRY-box transcription factor 15
Exons: 2
Coding region: 62-856 (264 amino acids)
Biological process (GO): regulation of DNA-templated transcription; cell differentiation; anatomical structure morphogenesis
Molecular function (GO): DNA-binding transcription factor activity, RNA polymerase II-specific; RNA polymerase II cis-regulatory region sequence-specific DNA binding
Source: RefSeq, a predicted model, not a curated record
CACGUGCUGUUUUACAAGCUGCUCUUUCGGCCGCGGGGUUCCUUGAGGCCCUCUAGUCGGGAUGAUGUUCGCCUCUUCUCAGCAGCUCUUCUCGCCCCAGGCUUCUCUCCAGCAGCAGCAGGAGCCGCUGCCGCCCAGAGUGGAGCAAGGUGGAACCCCGUCAACUCUUCUGCUGCCGGCCGCGCCCCCUGCCGAGGACCCCCUGGAGAAGGUGAAGCGACCCAUGAACGCCUUCAUGGUGUGGUCGAGCGCGGAGCGGCGCAAGAUGGCCCAGGAGCACCCCAAGAUGCACAACUCGGAGAUCUCGAAGCGGCUGGGCGCCGCCUGGAAGCGCCUGCCGGACGCCGAGAAGCGGCCCUUCAUCGACGAGGCCAAGCGCCUCCGCGCCCGCCACCUGAAGGAUUUCCCCGACUACAAGUACCGGCCCCGGCGCAAGGGCAGCGGUAGCCGGGCAGCCAGCGCCGCCGCUGGCAAGGAGAAGGGCCCCGCCUGCUUGGCGGCAGCACCGGCUGCGGCGCCGCCGACGGCACAGCCCUGGCCGGGCUACGGCGCGCCGACGGCGGACGGCCUUGCGGCGCCGCUGUACGACCUCGCGCAGCAGGGCGGCUACGGGACCGGCGCUGCGGCCGCCUUCAGCACCCUGAUCUACGACACCCAGCCUGCUCUCAUGGCUGCCACGAUGGCGAUGCAAGAUGGCAUGCAGCACCCACAUUGCGUCGGCGACUUCCACGACAUGAUGGCGGCCUACGGGCUGCAGGGCUGCGAUGUUGCUGAUGGGCUGCCCCAGUACUGCCUCUCCCAGCACUCCUACCAUCACCUGGGGUUCAACAACACAGCCCCUCUGACCCAUAUCUAAGCCAGAGACUGACGUGGCGGUAGCCGGCGUUCAGUUUUAUGUGUGUUAAAAGGGAAUUAUCUUAAUUUCAUGUGUGUGUGUGUGUUUUUAUAUAUGACAGAAAAAUGUACAGGACUUUUUACAGAAAUGAAGGAAAUUUUGUGUAUAAUGGGUGGGGUAAUUCCUGCUAGCAGGAGUUCCUAUUAAGGGGUGGGUAUUAUGUUUUGGGGGGAGGGAGGCUGGAGGAUCAGCUGCCUUUAUCUGAAGCCUGGUUUGUUUUGGUGGGAAGGGGGUGAGUGGAAAUCCUCAGCUAGAUUUUUGGGGAGGUCACCAAAAAAAAGUGCAGGGGGGGUGUAUUUUGUAAUGACUUCUACUUUUUUAAAAAAGCUUUUUUGUAUUGAAAAUAAAAAUAAAAGCUAUUUGUAAAAGACCAA